UUGCAACUGCCCUCUGUUUAUAUCUAGCUAAAAUCUUAGAAAAACAAAACUAGGGUUUAUAUACAUUAAUUUGCCAAACAUAACCCCUAGUUUAAUUAUAUGUAAUGAAAUCAAUCUCAUCAUCAUUUUCACAAAACAUUUCUUUAAAUCCCAAAACCACCCCAUUAUCUUUACAAUUUCACUUUUCUUCAACAAACCCAUCAAUCCUUUCAUUUCCUUAUUCCUAUAAACCAACUUUUUGUGCCUUAAAAACAAGUAGUGAUAAUGGUGGCAGUAACCCUCAGCAGGGUGGUGGUGGAGGUUUCUCAGCUGCUGAAUUGUUGAGAAAACCAAUUUUGGGUGUUAAAGAAAAAAGAAGUGAAAAUGAAAAUGAAGAAGGAAGAUGGGUGGAUUAUGAAGAUCAGAUUUUGGAAGAUACUGUUCCUUUAGUUGGUUUUGUUAGGAUGAUUCUUCAUUCUGGCAAGUACGAGAGUGGAGAAAGAUUAAGUUUGGACCAUCAGAGUAUGAUUCUACAGAGGCUGUUGGCACAUCAUCCAGAGUGUGAGAAGAAAAUUGGAUGUGGAAUUGAUUACAUCACGGUAGAUCACCAUCCAGAUUUUGAUGGCUCGAGAUGUCUAUUUAUUGUCCGUAAGAAUGGAGAAAGGGUGGACUUUUCGUAUUGGAAAUGCAUAAAGGGAUUGAUCAGGAAAAAAUAUCCUUUGCAUGCAGACACUUUUAUCCUUCAGCAUUUUAGAAGGCGCAGAUUUGAUGGCUGAACUGCUGAAGGUAUGAUGUUUCAAAUUGUACUUAUUCUGUAAAAGUUUUCCCUGUAAGGCAUAUAAUGCCAUAUCCCUUUCCUAAGUAUGUAAGAACAUCGAGUUCUAUUGUUAUAUUGGCUAGCAUCUGUAUUACUGAUACUUCUGCUGCA
Erigeron canadensis is the source of this 907-nucleotide messenger RNA. RefSeq names its product protein DCL, chloroplastic-like. The record is from RefSeq and is a predicted model, not a curated record. The transcript is spliced from 3 exons. Lineage: Eukaryota; Viridiplantae; Streptophyta; Magnoliopsida; Asterales; Asteraceae. Gene Ontology annotation, cellular component: chloroplast. The coding region runs from base 105 to 755 and encodes 216 amino acids. Gene Ontology annotation, biological process: chloroplast rRNA processing; chloroplast organization.